CUGAAGCUACGACAAUACCUAAAGAAGAAUGAUUACUCCAGCGAAGCAGCUCCGAUGUAUAUUCUCUGCAAUGACGCUUGUUUUGCCCCUUGUAGUUUUCGGCGCGGAUGAUGUCCACAGAGCUGACUUCCCUGAUACUUUCGUUUUUGGUUCCGGUUCUUCUGCUUAUCAAGUUGAAGGGGCAGCAUUUGAAGAUGGAAGGACUCCUAGCAUUUGGGACACCUUUGCUCAUGCUGGUGGAUAUGGAGGCGCCACUGCAGAUGUAUCUUGUGACGCAUACCAUAAAUACAAGGAAGAUGUAAAACUCAUGGCUGACACGGGUUUGGAAGGAUAUAGAUUUUCCAUAUCGUGGUCAAGACUUAUUCCUAAUGGAAGAGGUCCCGUUAAUCCUAAGGGAUUGCAGUAUUACAAUAAUCUCAUUGAUGAAAUCGUUAGUCAUGGAAUUCAACCGCAUGUUACUCUAUGCCACAGUGAUCUUCCACAAGCACUUGAAGACGAUUAUGGAGGAUGGAUGAGCCGAAAGAUAAUCGAUGACUUCAUUGCUUACGCGGAUGUGUGCUUCAAGGAAUUUGGUGACAGAAUUUUGCAUUGGACUACCUUGAAUGAAGUCAAUUUAUUUGCUCUAGCCGGUUAUGAUGAUGGAAUAUUCCCUCCAAAUCAUUGUUCCCCACCUUUCGGAGUGAAACACUGCUCCAGAGGUAACUCUUCGACCGAGCCAUACAUAGUUGCUCAUAAUUUACUACUCGCCCAUUCAGCUGUGGUGAGACUCUACAGGAGAAGGUACAAGUCAACUCAACAUGGUUUUGUUGGAUUAAAUCUCUUUGCUUUCUGGUCACUUCCUUCUACAAAUAAAACAGCCGAUAUAAUUGCAGCACAACGAGCUAAUGAUUUCUACAUAGGCUGGUUUGCAAAUCCCUUGAUAUUUGGAGACUAUCCUGAUAUAAUGAAGAAGAAUGCUGGCUCUAGAUUGCCCAAAUUCACAAGACAAGAAUCUAAGCAAGUUAAAGGUGCCAUAGACUUCAUAGCCCUGAACCAUUAUUUGAACGCACAUGUCAAAGACAACUCCAGCAGCCUGGAAACUGAUAUCAGAGACUUCAAUGCCGAUGCAGCAUGUCAAGUUAAAAUCAUUCUUGGUGGUCCACCUCCAGGCCUGUACCCAGUGACACAACCUGGUCUACAAGGAGUACUAGAAUAUUUCAAGCAAUCUUAUGGCAAUCCACCUAUGUAUAUUCAUGAAAAUGGUCAAAUGACACCCCGAAAUGCAUCGUUAAAUGAUACAAGUAGGGUACAAUAUCUGCAAGCUUAUAUUGGGAAUUUGCUUGAUGCUGUGAGGAACGGAUCAAAUGUCAAAGGCUACUUCACAUGGUCAUUUUUAGACUGUUUUGAGUUAAUGAACGCAUAUGACUCGGGAUUUGGCUUAUACUAUGUGGAUUUGAAUGACAAAGACUUAACAAGAUAUCCAAAGCUUUCUGCACAAUGGUACUCUAACUUCUUGAAGGGAAAAGCCUCCAAAUAUACUGCACUUCUUGAGAUUGAGGAUAAAUUACUUCAUUCUUCUCAAUAAGUGUUACUUUCCUUCGCGAGUAUUGGGUUCUAUUGUGUUGUCAAUCCAGUUAUGGAUUUCACAAUUCUCUGUUGCAAUUUUUACAAAUGAUGAUUAUGUCUAGACGAUUAGUCUUGUAUCCUUGUAUGAGGACGAAUUUUAAUACUAAUUACACAGCAUAAGAAAAUCUAUAAUGCAGUUAUUCUGUAA
Molecule: messenger RNA, 1753 nt
Organism: Lycium barbarum (goji berry)
Lineage: Eukaryota; Viridiplantae; Streptophyta; Magnoliopsida; Solanales; Solanaceae
Product: beta-glucosidase 11-like
Exons: 13
Coding region: 29-1564 (511 amino acids)
Biological process (GO): carbohydrate metabolic process
Molecular function (GO): beta-glucosidase activity
Source: RefSeq, a predicted model, not a curated record